Vavraia culicis subsp. floridensis is the source of this 609-nucleotide messenger RNA. RefSeq lists its product as uncharacterized. Bases 1 to 609 code for a protein of 202 amino acids. The transcript has a single exon. Lineage: Eukaryota; Fungi; Microsporidia; Pleistophoridae. The record is from RefSeq and is a predicted model, not a curated record.
AUGGCAGAACCAAAUACAGAGAAGGUAAAAGAGAAAGCGGCUGAAGUAAAGGACACGGUAAAGGAAAAAUCGGACAAAGCUGAGCAGAAAGUUAAGGAGUCGGUCAAAAAAGCAGAGAAGGGCAAGGUUGGUCAGCAUAUUCCUACAUCUUUGGAUAACUUAACAUUUAAAGAUAUUAUCAAGUGUACGCUGCUUUUGAAUGCAAUCAUGACAAUAGGCCUGUAUGUCAUCGUGUCGGCGACGAGAAUUAACAUUGGGUCAAGGUGGAGGGAAAUUCUUCUGACUACCGCAAAAUUCAUGAUUCUAAUUUUUGGUGUGGGUGGCAUCGUGAUCGAUGCAAUAUUCUUUUUCGGGCGCCUUUUCAGUCUUUUCAAGGUAUUUCUGGGGCUGAAGGCAGUGAAGUUGCUAGGCGUGCUCAUCUUCUGUUUUGCGCAGAAGCUGGGUGCCUGGUAUAUUAUCGUCAUGUCCAUUGUUUAUUUAGCCUCGUGUGUGCUCAUUGACUUGUGCUUUGUUUACUAUCUUGCUAUCUUCCAGGAAAGACUGGAAAGCGGUGAAUACGAUGAGAAUGGAAUGCCUAAGACAAAGCAAGAGGGCGAGGAACAGGUGUGA